Molecule: messenger RNA, 2268 nt
Organism: Gavia stellata (red-throated loon)
Lineage: Eukaryota; Metazoa; Chordata; Aves; Gaviiformes; Gaviidae
Product: drebrin-like
Exons: 14
Coding region: 1-2268 (755 amino acids)
Biological process (GO): regulation of actin filament polymerization; neuron projection morphogenesis; positive regulation of dendritic spine morphogenesis
Cellular component (GO): dendrite; lamellipodium; plasma membrane
Molecular function (GO): actin filament binding
Source: RefSeq, a predicted model, not a curated record
AUGGCGGCCCCGGGGCUGGAGCGGCACCGGCUGGCGCUGCUGGCGGCCAAGGAGGACGUGGGCAACCCCCGGGCCGGGACCAACUGGGCCGUCUUUGCCUACGAGAAGCACCAUGACCUCAAGCUGCUGGACUCCGGAGCCGGGGGUCCGGAUGAGCUUGCCGAAAAGUUCUCCAGCACCAGCAUCAUGUACGGGCUGUGCCGCGUCCCAGACCCCGGCACCGGCGCUCACCGCAUCGUCCUCAUCAGCUGGGUCGGGGAGAAGACACCGGAGUCCCAACGUGAGGCGUGUGCCGGGCACCUGCCCGCCAUCAGAGACUUCUUUAGGGAGGCCAGCGUGGUGCUGAGCGCCCGCCGCGCCGAGGAGGUGACGCAGGAGGGGCUGAGCCGAGCGUUGGCACAGCUGGCCCCCGCCGCCGCCCCCACCCUCGCCAGGAGGGUGCCCCCCCCAGAUGCCCAGGAACUGGUGGGCACCAACUACCGCAAGACCAACCCGGCGCUGGAGAUCCGCCGCACCAAGCGGGACUCCUUCUGGGCCCAGGCCGAGCGCGAGGAGGAGCAGCGCAAGGAGGAGGAGCGGCGGCGGGCGAUGGAGGAGCGCAAGCGCUGGGAGCGGGAGCGGAUGGAGGAGGAGAGGCGGGAGGCGGCCGAGCGCGAGCUCCGCUUCAGGGAGAGGGAGCGGAUGAUCGAGGAGCAGCGGAAGGAGCAGGCGCGGCUGGAGGCGGAGGAGCGGAGGAAGGAGAAGGCGCGAUGGGAGCAGCAGCAGCGGGAGCACGAGGAGGCCAUGCGGGACCGCAGCCGGCGCAGCGAGUCCAUCGAGAAGGCGGCCGAGGCGGCCGUCCUGGUCUCCCAGCGCUCGCAGAACCCGCGGGAUUUCUUCCGGCAGCGGGAGCGCUCGGGGUCCACCUCUGGCACCCCGCUGCCCGCCGCCCCCCUCGGCACCAAGCCCGGUGCCCGGCGGCCAUUCCUGCGGUACCAGCGCAGCCUGACGGAGUCGGCCUUCAUCUUCCGCCGGCCGGACCCCCCGCCCUCGCCCGGACCCCUCCACCAUGGGGCGUUCCCCGCUGCGGCCCCCCCCAGCCCCCGCCGACCCCAGCCUCCCCUCCCCACCAGCCCCACGGGGAAAGGGACCCCUCCCUGUGCCACCCUGGGGACCCCCACCAGCCCCAUGGGGAACGGGACCCCCACCAGCCCCAUGGCGACCGGGACCCCUCAGUGUGCCACCACCGGGACCCCCCCCAGCCCCAUGGGGAGAGGGACCCCUCCCUGUGCCACCCUGGGGACCCCCACCAGCCCCAUGGGGAACGGGACCCCCACCAGCCCCAUGGCGACGGGGACCCCUCAGUGUGCCACCACCGGGACCCCCACCAGCCCCACUGGGAGAGGGACCCCUCCCUGUGCCACCCUGGGGACCCCCCCCAGCCCCAUGGGGACGGGGACCCCUCCCUGUGCCACCACUGGGACCCCCGCCAGCCCCACGGGGAGAGGGACCCCUCCCUGUGCCACCCUGGGGACCCCCCCCAGCCCAGCCAGGGCAGGGCCCCCCCAUGCCACCAGCCCCAUAGGGACAAGGCCCCCUCCCUGUGCCACUCUGGAGAGCCCCCCCAGCCCUGUGGGGGCAGGGGCCCCCCCUCUGGCCAGCCCCACAGGGCCAGCACCCCCCCCUCCCUGUGCCCCCUGGGGGCCCCCCAGCCCGGUGGGGGCAGGGGCAGGCCCCCCCCCCACCAUGCCUGGGCCAGGGCCCCUGCCCCCCGCCAGUCCCCCCAGGACGGGGUGCCCCCCUGCCCCCCCCGGGUCGGGGUCCCCUGACAGCACUUGUGGGGCAGAGCCCCUGCCCCCCCGCAGCACUCCCGGGCUCGGGUCCCCUGGCAACCCCCCCUGGCAGCCCCCCCCGGGCACCGAGGCGGCCGUGACUCUGCCUCCCCCCAGCCCCCCCAGCACCCUCCAGGAUGAGGACGGACCCCCCCCGGACACCUAUCCCCUCCCCAGCCCCCCGGCAUGGCGCGUGGGGCAGGAGCUGGCCCAGGGCGACUCGGGGCACAACGGCAUCGGGGGCCACGAGCAGGGGGGCUGGCCGGCCCCCUGGGAGCGGGGACCCCCCCCAGGGGAGGGGGACGAGCCCAGCGACAGCAUCUUCCCGCCACAGCCCCUGCACAAACCCAAGCCAGGCUUCGCCCUGCUGCUGGCCCGUGACGCCCCCCACCCGCAGCUGCCGGGGGGCACCAGCCCCCCCGCCGAGGACGAGGACCUCUCCCCCCACGCCGUGUAG